AUGCGGAUAAUCGCGACGUGUUGCCGAUUGUAUAUUCAAGUUAUAAUCAUCGGUUUGUUUCUCAGUGGCAGCGCAAAGGUUAUACGCUCUGAGUCUGCAUGGAAUGGUCGCGUCACGCCCGAAUCGACGAAACUUGCUCCAUUUACACCUUACUAUGUCCCGCCUGGAGCAAAAAGUUAUGAUUCUACCUCCCCUUUUAUAUCGUACAAGGGCGUAUGGUCGGACCACUAUUCAACCAGCUAUGUUGGGAAAUCUCUUCGGUCGACCUCUGAUCCUGGUGCGGAGGUGGUCAUGACUUUUACGGGCACUGGUAUAGAAUGGUUCGGGAACAUGGACCAGACACAUGGUGUUGCCCUCGUCAUGAUUGACGGUCAAACCGUGGGGGAAGUCAACACGUACAUCAACCAAACUAUUCCCCUCAAGCAGCAGAGGUUAUUUUCGAAAUUCAAUAUGAAGCCUAUCUCUCAUACUCUCAAGAUUAUCAAUCUUGCAAAAAGACCAGGUUCUAUCAGAAAGACUGUCAUUGAUGUGGAUGCCUUUGUCGUUACUAGAGGGUAUGCAAUUCGUUCAACAACUUCGCGUCGUUUUUCUUCAAAUGAUUCUACACGAGUUGAUUCUAAUGCGAUGCCUCGAGCUAUUCCUGAAUGGACUCUAAUUCAAAAUGGAUCAACUGGGGUUCAUGCUAUGCAAUUGUCGAUUGUCUCUGACACUCACGCUUUGAUUAUUGACAAAGUAGAACACAAUCCAGUGUCUAUUGACGGUCAUCCAGCGUGGGCAGCAUUGUACAACCUUGUUGACCAUUCAGUCACACCUUUGAGAAUGCAAUCGAAUUCUUUUUGCGCCGGUGGAACAUUUCUAGGCAACGGUACUCUUAUCAAUGUUGGAGGAAAUCCUGUCGUUGAGACACACACAUCUGCAGCUGACUUUGGCGACUUAAAUGGACUCCAGGCCAUCCGCAUUUUCGAACCCUGCGAUUCAUCCACUGCAACUUGCGUGAUAUACGAAAAUCAUUCACGCAUACGCAUGGCAAGUCCCCGGUGGUACAACACUGUUAUCCGGUUGGCUGAUGGCAGUGCCAUGAUUAUUGGAGGAGCUCGUAAAGGUGGUUGGAUCAAUAAUGCCACUGUCAACAAUCCUACUGUCGAGUAUUUUCCUCCAAAAAAUAUCAAAGGGUCAAACGGCAUGCCAAUUAACCUUUCUUUAUUAAUAAAUAGCCUGAGAUCGAACCUAUUUCCGAUUGCUUUUGUCCUUCCAGAUGGAAAAGUGUUUAUUGCUGCCAAUCGCGAUGUAGUAAUUUACGACUGGCAGGCUGAUACGGAAAGAUAUCUCCCACAGAUUCCCAAUGGUGUCCGUGUGACGUAUCCUAUGGCAGGAACCGCCUUGUUACUGCCUCUGUCUCCUGAAAAUGGAUAUGUACCAGAGGUAUUGAUAUGUGGUGGUUCCACUGUGGACGACGCAAAACCGGGGUACGAGUUGUCUUCUCAAGACCCAUCUUCGUCCCAGUGCUCGCGAAUGGUCUUGGACGACGAUGGCAUCGAGGCAGGCUGGCAAACAGAGGAUAUGCCCGAUGCUCGUUUGAUGCCCGAUGCAGUUCUGCUUCCGACAGGAAAGAUUGUCAUAGUCAAUGGCGCUGGGUCAGGGAUUUCGGGGUACGGCAAUGUCGUGGAUCAAAUUGGAGCGUCGAAUGCAGAUAAUCCAAUUUUCAUGCCUGUCCUUUACGAUCCAUUAGCACCUGUGGGAGGUAGAUUUUCAUCCAAUGGUCUGCCCACAAGUUCUAUCCCAAGGCUAUACCACAGUGUCGCCACCCUCACUCCUGUCGGAAACAUAAUGAUUGCAGGCAGCAACCCGAAUCUCGAUCGAAGUGAAAUAAAAUAUGGCACAGAAUAUCGCGUUGAAUGGUUGAACCCGCCAUAUAUUUUCAUGGAUCGACCUAUGAUUACAAGCUUUGACAUCAAGAUACCCUUUGGUGCAAGCGUGAAUGUUGAAGCACUAUUGCCUGGCAAUCAUAAUGAUAAUAUACAGUUUGCACUUAUGGACUUAGGUUUCGUUACUCAUGCAGUUCAUGCAAAUUCACGACUGGUCUACCUUUUGUUUUCAUAUCAAAAUGGAGUAUUCGCUAUUCAAGGUCCCCCUAGUGGGAACGUUUAUCCUCCAGGUCCUGCAUGGCUGUACAUCGUCGUCGACGGUGUUCCUAGUGAAGGACGGAAAGUCAUGGUAGGGGAUGGGGGAGGACCGCCUGUUGAUGAGAAUGCAACCCAAAAUGUGCUAUCAAACACCGCUGUUGACCAGCACGAAUCUUCACAAGUAGAGGGAGAUGCCUCAGAGUGA
This is a messenger RNA of Psilocybe cubensis, 2328 nucleotides long. RefSeq lists its product as uncharacterized. Bases 1 to 2328 code for a protein of 775 amino acids. NCBI's taxonomy places the organism in Eukaryota, Fungi, Basidiomycota, Agaricomycetes, Agaricales, Agrocybaceae. The record is from RefSeq and is a predicted model, not a curated record. The transcript has 3 exons.